Molecule: messenger RNA, 1348 nt
Organism: Phodopus roborovskii (desert hamster)
Lineage: Eukaryota; Metazoa; Chordata; Mammalia; Rodentia; Cricetidae
Gene: Ggh
Product: gamma-glutamyl hydrolase
Exons: 9
Coding region: 51-1007 (318 amino acids)
Biological process (GO): tetrahydrofolylpolyglutamate metabolic process
Cellular component (GO): vacuole
Molecular function (GO): gamma-glutamyl-peptidase activity
Source: RefSeq, a predicted model, not a curated record
CCGCCCCGCAGAGCCUUUGAAAGGUGGCCGGAGGCGCGGGCCCGGGGGCGAUGGCGAGCCUGGGCCGCCUGCUGUGCGUGCUGGGUUUGCUGCUGUGCGGGCCCGCGAGCCCAGGGCUGUCCAGACCUUAUCAGAGCGGCUCCAAGAAGCCCAUCAUCGGAAUAUUAAUGCAAAAAUGCCAUACAAAAGAAAUGAAAAAGUUGGGGAAAUACUACAUUGCUGCAUCCUAUGUGAAGUAUAUAGAGUCUGCAGGUGCAAGAGUUGUACCUAUAAGGCUUGAUCUUUCACGUAAGAACUAUGCACACAUUUUCAAAUCUAUUAAUGGAAUCCUUUUUCCUGGAGGAAGCGUUAGCAUCGCACAUUCAGAAUAUUCCCACGUGGCCAGAAUAUUUUACAAAAGGGCCAUAGAGAGUUAUGAUGAAGGAGACUAUUUUCCUGUGUGGGGAACAUGCCUUGGAUUUGAGGAGCUCGCCUUUCUGGUUAGCGGAGAGAGCUUACUAACGCUUACAAACACGGUCUCAGUGACAUUGCCCUUGACUUUCACUGAAGGUGCCUUACUGGGCAGAAUGUUCCAGAAUUUUCCUGCUGAGUUAUUGGUGUCACUAGCAUUAGAACCUCUGACUGCAAAUUUCCACAAAUGGAGUCUCUCUGUGAAGAACUUUACAGAAAAUGAAAAGUUAAACAAGUUUUUCAGCAUAUUAACAACAAAUACAGUUGGCAACAUAGAGUACAUUUCAUCCAUGGAAGGAUUUAAAUAUCCAGUCUUUGGUGUCCAGUGGCAUCCUGAGAAAGCACCAUAUGAGUGGAAGGGAUUGAAAGGCAUUUCCCAUGCACCAAAUGCUGUGAGGACAGCGUUUUACUUAGCAGAUUUCUUUGUUUCUGAAGCUCGGAAAAACGAUCAUCAUUAUGAGGACGAAUUAGAGGAGAUGCAAUCCUUGAUUUAUCAGUCCUCUCCAGUUUACACUAGAAAUAUUUCUUCAUUUCAGCAGUGUUACAUGUUUGACUGAAAGUCUUCACUAUGAUAACGAGGCAGCUUGGAGCAAUUCGGUGAUUGAAUUGCUAAUUCACUGCUCAUGACAACAUGAGGGGCCACACAGAUUCCUUUUCUGCACUGGUUCUGAUUCUUUACUUAGUCCAUGAUUAUUUUUAUCAGAUUUGAUAACUUGACAAUGAAAAAGUCAUGGUGUUUUUCAUGAAAAAGUUUUCUGGUGUCUAAAGAUUAAGAAAAUAUAACUUUUUUGAGAAUAUACUUUUUGUGUGAUUUAUUAUUGAUCCCAGGAGAAGCCACCCAAAAUCUACCCAUUUUAUUUUGCUUAAAGUGUGUGUGUGUGUGUGUGUGUGUGUGUGU